AAAAAAUUAUGGGAAGAAUGGCUACUCGUCGAACACCGCCCAGUGGUAGUCGUCGUUCUAGAGGACUUCUCGUCACCGAUUCCGGCCAGUUGAGGAAGAAGAAACGGGCCGUGAAACUCGUCACCAAUGCCAACCGAAAGCGAAGGGGACUUUUGCGACGGAUCAAUCCGAAAGCUUGUCGCAAGAAACCUGGAUCUUCUGUAGACAUGCCGUCGACGGUUGCCCUAACUGCCAAUCGAUCACGCAUGUCUAACUUCCGAUCUUGUCUCAAAAAGAAAGCGACAACAACAACGAAGACGGCCAAUAAGAACAUCAUGGCUUGCAGUCCGUUCGGUCAGAAAUCUGGCGCCAAUUCGGCAAGGAAAAGCCGGUCAGUCGUCACUUUGGUUCAAGAAGAGAAGAAAGAAAGUACGCAAAAAUCAGGAUCGACCAAGAUGGUGACGUCGUCCUCUGUGACGCGUAACCCAAUGGGGUCGUCGUCUUCAACGACGACAACCACGUCCACUGUUAUCGCCUUGAUCUCUACCAGCACAACAUCGAGCAGUGCUGAUUCUAGCAGUACGGCAAGUUUGGUUGGUGUCGGCGCUAGCCGUCGGCAAGUGGCCAUUGCCAUGUACCAAGAACACCAGGAGAAUGUUGAUCAUCAUCCAGUCAUAACUACCAGCACAAAAACCAGUUCGAAGAAUGUUCAAAAAGCUGGUCGAACCAAAAUGACUUGUGAUUUGAAGCACAUGAUGGAGUCUAUUGAACGCGUGGCUUCCGGACAGCCGUGGAUCGACACGUUGGUCACGUCGGACCAAACGAGACACGAAAGUGGCAGCAGCGACAGCAGUUCCAGCAGUUCCAGCAACAGUUCCAGCAGCAGUAGUGAGAGUAGCAGCAGCAAAAGUUCGGAACAAUCGUCUUCCAAGGGCAGGCGAAAGAAGACGAACCGGUCGAUCCAUUUGCGUAACCGGUCCGUCAAGAGAAACGAACCGUCUGGUCAGUCGCCUCCGCCAGUUGGUUCUCUUCGCCGUCCCAACCAACGACGUCGAUUGGCCUGUCUCAACGCUAUGGCCAAAGUUCACUGCCUCUACGAAAGUGAGAUCCGGCAUCCGUUGGCUCAGAAACACGCAACCCGCAUCUUCUCCAGCGCCUCCGACUCUGACCAGAGUGGCGAUGAUUCCAGUAGCAGCGACAGCAGUGAAGAAAAUGAGGCGGUAAUCGAUAAGGCGGUCGACAACAAGAACCAGAAAAUAGCCGCCAAUAAAUCUUCGACUAAUGCGAGGAAGAAAGAGGCCAAUCGGAGUAAGAAAUCGGAGACAAAACGGCCUGCCACGAAGGCGCCAACCGCUAACAAGAAACAACGUCAGUCGAUGGAAGUUGCACCGGUCGAUUUGGCUGCUUUGGUCAUGCCCAAAAGGAUGGCCAGUCUCAAUGCCACGGCCAUCUUGGCCGCCAGUUCGCAGCAGUGGCCGGACAGCCCGAAGCCUCGCCGCGGGAAAACCCAACCGCAAUCGUUGUCCAGUAGCGAUGCCGAUUCGUCCGACGAGAUCGAGCGUGAAACCAAAGUCAUUCCGUCGACCCAACGGCCGAGUGGCAAAUCAAAAAUGCUUCCCACUUCGAGCAAGAAAAAGAAGCCGGCCUUAACCAAGAUCACAAAGAACAUUUCGUGCGUGGAGAGUUGCUCGACGUCGACGGCCGUUUCGACGUCUACCAACAGCCACAUUCUUCGCCUGUCUGCCAAUAUCUUUCAUCAGGAGGUGGAUGGUCAUCAUCAGACCACCACCACUACGAAGAGUAACACCUACCAUCAAUCGUCAUCGGGUAGCGAGCAGAAUGGCAGCAGUGUUACUUCUUCAUCAAAAACCUAUCAGAGGCAAGUGACUACGACCAGCUCUGAUUGCGGACCUCGUUCGUCGCCAAUGGAUCUUGCCCAAACUGUUCCUAGAGUUGCUUCCUCUCAUCAACGUCCGACACAACAAGCGAAACAGCAGCCGACGGUGCAAACUGACGCGCCAGACAGUUACAGUCCGUUGGGCGCUUUGUACAACAUGCGGCCGCCAAAUUUGCAGCAACAACAGCAAGAAAGGACGCCGUCACGUCAUCAAGAUCAACAACAUCACCAUCCAGCUGGAGGAGUUACGUCGGAAGUUUCUUCAUCCCCCAACUCGUCCUUCCAAACGUCCGGCAAUAACAGUUCCGGCGGCCAUAUCAUGACUAAAGACCGCGACAAAGGCUGGUCAUCGGAACGCGUGGCCACCACAUCUUUACCCUCAGUGACCUUUGGUGGAGUGCCGUUGGUGCUCAGCAAUCCGAUCCAGUCGGCCGAAUCGUACAUGACAGCGGCCCGUCUGACUCCAGCAUUUUCUCUGUACCGACCGCCCAUCGACAUUCCUUACGCUUCUUUUUAUCCACCGCCUCCACCGCUGUACUCGGCUGCUCAUUUUGCCGCGCCCUCCUAUUAUCGUGGAUUUGCCUUGCUACCACCACUUGGAUCAGGGUUUGUUCCAGUGGCUCUGGCCGAUAGUUAUUCAGCGUACGCGUUAGCUGCACCCUCGCCUUUUGUCGGAUCGAGUAACGCGGAACUUGCGCAUUAUCUACAUCGAUAUCAGACGCUUGGUGCUCCACCUUGUAGCCCUUUGACGCGGUAUUUACCUACGACGAGUCCUUGCGGUUUGGGGUCUGAUUGGAGAUUGGGCCGUGAUUCGAGUAGAUCACUUGUCGAAUUGCCUUCAUCCUCCAGCAUGCACGACGACCGCAAUCCUCUUCCGUUGGCCGCCACAGAGGCAACAGCCUCUGGCAGUGGGAACAGCACUAGUGUAGGUGGCGUCAGUGGCACACCUGGAAACGGCAACAAUACCUGCCCUAAAGUUGAAGCUGGGAGUACAGCAUCUUCAGCUCAUCCAUCUAUGUUGCCACCACCCUCGUCGACAAGAGGAUUUUUCCCGUUUGCUGGCGGUGCGCCCAUGCUAGGCUCCGCCGCAGCCGCAACGGCCUACGCCAACCGUUGCCUCAACGCCAAUUGCUCCUGUUCUGGACAGUCUUCACCGACUUGUCCAAAAAACGCAUUGGCUGGGCCCCUUACUGGUGAGGGUAAGAGGUCCGGGCCGAAUUCCAUAUCGCAUUCAGUGAUCCCUCACCCCAGUUGUCAUCAUGUGGCAUUGGUUCAGUCGCCUAUGGGUGGCGGAGCUGGUAGCUCGAGUAGUUCGCCAGCAGUUCCGUCCCUUUUGCCUGAACUGUUACUUCACGCCACUGGGCCAUUGGAAACGGCUGCAGAUCCGCAGCCAACGUCUACCUCUAAGCAAAACGAUGACUUUCAUCGUGACGACAGUACAGAGAAGCUGGAAAAACAGAACAACAAUAACAAUAAUAACAAUCAUCAUAACGACAACAAUCGCAAGAAGAAAUCAUUGUCGAGUGUGUUUCCGCCGAGUCCAGUAUCGUCCCGGCUGCGCAGUCGCAUCAGCAGUAAUUCCGGUUGUAGUGUUGAAAACUGUUCGGAAACAUGCUGCUGCCGUUGCGUUUCAGAAAUUGGUAGUGCGCGCCAUCUAGCGGCCAAUAAUGGUACGUGUUUGUCGGAGUCGUUAUCGCUCACCAGCUUGGACUCCGAUCCCAACGAGUUCGUGGGCAAUGGUCAUUCUACGCUCAGUUGCCAUAGGCAGGAAAUGAAGAAAUACAAACGGCUUGGAUCUGACGUUAUUACAAUAGAGCUGGAUAAAAUAUCCGGACGAAAGCGGCAUAAAAACAAAGUACAACAUCCGGAUGAUUUGACGGAAACAUGUGGUGAGCAAUUUGAUGAUCCAUCGUUGUUGACGUCUGAUACGAAAGCGGGAACAAAAAAUGGCACAGCUCGGAAGUGUCGCGAGAAGCUCAUCCUUCCUGACGUGGUCAAGAGUCGAGUGAUGAUUGACCCUCAUAGGAAAAUAACUACCAAGAAAACAAUCAAAAGCAUCAAUAGAACAAAAGAAGAUCCCAAAAUGGUACGAGCUACCUCACCAGUUGUCCGGCUUUUUACAGACAACACCAGCACGCUCCCCCCGACUGCAAAAUUGGAACCUAGACGGGGUGGAUCGAAAUCUCGUUCUCCACUUGUUCCACCCGUUUCGAGCACUUCACCUGCGCUGCGUUGGUCAAACGGUUGGUCAUGGGAAGGAAACAGCUUUCAAUCACUAGUUCACUUGAGAAACGAAGAUCUGCCGGCGGUGCGGAAGUGUUAUCCAGCCAUGAGGCAUACGCAAGGCGAUAUCGUACGCAUGCGUGAUUGUAUUCUCCUCAAAUCAGGACCCAAAGCCAAAGAUUUGCCGUUUGUGGCCAAAGUGUCCGCCCUCUGGGAGAACGCGGACGACGGCGAAAUGAUGAUGUCACUCCUGUGGUACUAUCGACCGGAACACACAGAAGGCGGCCGGCGCGCUACUGAUCUAGACGACGAAAUCUUCGCCUCUAGGCAUCGAGAUGUCUGCAGCGUGGCUUGUAUCGAGGACAAAUGUUACGUUCUCACAUUCAACGAAUACUGCAGGUAUCGGAAGCGAGCCAAGAUGAUGGAACAAGGAGUGCCUCCUCCUUUUGGCGCAGCGAUGUCGUCAGUGACGGGUGAAACGCCAGAGUAUCCUCGACGAUUACGCUUACCACCGACUUGCACGCCAACAACGGCCGACCGGGUAUUUCUCUGUCGCAAAGUUUACGACUUUCGUCAGAAACGUAUCCUGAAAAAUCCGAGCUAGGGAA
This is a messenger RNA of Daphnia carinata, 4707 nucleotides long. RefSeq names its product serine-rich adhesin for platelets-like (gene Hers). The coding region runs from base 9 to 4703 and encodes 1564 amino acids. The record is from RefSeq and is a predicted model, not a curated record. The transcript has 6 exons. Gene Ontology annotation, molecular function: chromatin binding. Lineage: Eukaryota; Metazoa; Arthropoda; Branchiopoda; Diplostraca; Daphniidae.